Messenger RNA from Entamoeba invadens IP1, 1839 nucleotides. RefSeq lists its product as hypothetical. The transcript is spliced from 2 exons. The coding region runs from base 1 to 1839 and encodes 612 amino acids. Gene Ontology annotation, molecular function: protein binding. Gene Ontology annotation, biological process: lipid metabolic process. The record is from RefSeq and is a predicted model, not a curated record. Lineage: Eukaryota; Evosea; Mastigamoebida; Endamoebidae.
AUGAACCUUUCAAAACAACAAGAGCUCUUUUGUGUCUUAAUAGACAAGUACAUUAACACAGAGAUCAACACACCUAACGCCGUUUUUUCGUUACAACUCUUUCGCGAUUUUCCACUGACUACAUCUCCUCAAUUUGCUCGAAUAUUUCACGUUGCAUGUAAGACUAACAACACACCAGUACUUAAUUAUUUCGCAGCAACUUAUCCAGACUACUUGGACUUCCCAAACGUUCGUGGAGAGACUCCACUCUUCGUAGCAAUUGCCGCUAACCAACUUGAAGUCGUCGACUUCCUUUUAAACAAGAAUUGCAAAGCAGACCAUGUCCUUCCAACAGGAGACAACAUUUUGCACUACAUCGCGCAGCUUCCUGCGUCCCCGACAAAGCUUUCCCUCAUCGAUAAAAUCGCGACGAAAUACCCGACCCUCGUGAAAUCGCCGAACCUCGUUUUAGAGACUCCACUUCAUCUUUCCGCACUUCUUGGGGACUUGGAUGCCGUCAAGAAGUUUAUUUCACUUGGUGCCGAUUCAAAUGAUAAAACGACUCGCGGCGUCGACGCGCUUGGAUACGCACAAUUUUCUGGCAAUCGUGAGACUAUAGUUUAUUUAAAGAACUUUUGUAAGAAAGAUGAGCCGGCUCUUGCUAUCAAAGUGACUUCUGUUGAGCCCCAAGGGACUCAACAGUCAUUCAGUGGCAAAAAUUCGGUGAACGACGACUCUUCUGAUGACGAAGGAAACUCGACGCCAAGUUUAAUUCUUAAUUCCAACGAAACGACUGUCGACGAGUUGUAUACAAAGUUUGCCAACUACGUUCCUCCAAAGACUUCUAAAGUGAAGAAUUUAUUUAAAAAAGUCCAUGUCUCAAAGAAACUCUUUCAGAGUGAAAUGGGGCGACUUAUUAAAGAAAGUUUUAUCUCUCGCUCGAUGUUAGAGAUCCCCAACGACUUUGGGAAAGGGAAGAAAUACAGAGUUUUGUCUUUAGACGGUGGAGGAAUUAAAGUCUUGAUGAGUGUUAUAAUCCUCAGAAGACUCUGUGUGGAGUUUCCAGACUUAUUAACAAAGUGCAAUUUAUUCUGUGGUGUCUCAGCGUCAAGUGCUGUUGUGUCGUUAAUCAGUAUGGGAUAUAGUAUGGAAGGGCUAUUAGCCGUAUGUGAGAACAUCAUUAGAUAUUCAUUCAAGAAAGAUAGUAUCCAGUCCGUCACUAAUGCAAAGUACAUCAACGACUACCUUCAAAUCUUUGGGCAGACUGCCUUUGGAGACCUCCCACUCAAAAACCUGCCACGUCAUGUUUUAAUACCGGCGUUCUUAAUAGAUAAUGGGGUUGAACCCAGAUAUUGUCGAUCAGAGACCUUCACAAAUAUUAAGCCCGGAAACGACACUGAGAAGGUUGCGGACAUUUGCUUGAGAAGUGCGGCUGCACCGUCCUAUUAUAAGCCAUAUCAGAAUUAUGUUGAUGGGGGGAUUAUAGACAAUAUCCCUUGUGGUCUUGCAUGGCCAUACCUCACUGGAGAAAAAGGCAUUGGGAUUGACCCAAAGGAUAUUGUCUGUCUUUCAAUAUCGGCGGGAAGACCCACGCCAGCACAUUUAGAUGCGGAAAAGAUCGGGGGCGGUGGGAUGGUCCAAUGGGCGACUCAACUUGUGGAUCUGUUCAUGCUUGCUCGAAGAGAUGAAACUGUCAAAGAAGCAAAGAUGAUGUUUGGUGAGAGGUUCCAUCGAGUUGAUCCGGUUCUCCCAGGUCAAAUCAUGUUAGACAAUGUCGACCAAAUUGAUGAAGUCAAACGAAUAGCUGAGACGUGUGACUUGGAGGAUAUGAGACGGUGGAUACGGAAGUAUUGGUAUUGA